Tremella mesenterica DSM 1558 is the source of this 555-nucleotide messenger RNA. RefSeq lists its product as uncharacterized. Bases 36 to 452 code for a protein of 138 amino acids. Gene Ontology annotation, biological process: cell motility; actin filament depolymerization; actin filament severing. NCBI's taxonomy places the organism in Eukaryota, Fungi, Basidiomycota, Tremellomycetes, Tremellales, Tremellaceae. Gene Ontology annotation, cellular component: cytoplasm; actin cytoskeleton; actin cortical patch. The record is from RefSeq and is a predicted model, not a curated record. The transcript is spliced from 7 exons. Gene Ontology annotation, molecular function: actin filament binding.
GUCAUCCUCUGCAUUCCAUCUCAUAGCGCCUCGAUAUGUCUUCCGGUGUUCAGCCCGCUCCCGAAUCCCUCGAGGCAUUCCAAGAACUCAAACAAGGGAAGAAAUUGAAAUACAUCAUCUACAAAUUAUCCCCUGACUAUCGUUACAUCGUCGUUGCGAAGAAAUCGGAGAGCAAGAACUUUGACGAGUUCAUCGCCGACUUGCCUGAGAAAGAAUGUUUAUGGGCUGUGUACGACGUUGAGUUCACUUUGGCGGGCGGAGAAGGUAUCAGGAACAAGUUGACCUUCAUCUCUUGGACCCCAGACGAUGCGCCGAUCAAAGCUAAAAUGCUGGGUGCUUCAUCCAAAGACGCCAUUCGUCGUCGGCUAGACGGUAUCCAAAUCGAAAUCCAAGCUACCGACUACAGUGAAGUGACGUGGGAAGCCAUCCUCGAGAAAGCCAAUCGACGAUAAAUGCAGAUGCAGGUGCCAGUCAUACUCAAUCCUACCACUGUUCCAGCUGGCUAGAUACCUGAAUAUACCUUCAUGACCCCUUUGUCGUCGAAUGCUGCCGUGC